Punica granatum (pomegranate) is the source of this 697-nucleotide messenger RNA. The record is from RefSeq and is a predicted model, not a curated record. Lineage: Eukaryota; Viridiplantae; Streptophyta; Magnoliopsida; Myrtales; Lythraceae.
UCCUCCACUAAUCAACAAAACAACAAACCAAUCCCAACAUUCUCGUUCCAUCACAAGUAAAAGGAAACGGAGUCUUAGCUAAAUCUGUUAUCAUCCCCCAUUUAGUUAUAUCUCCCUUGCUCUUCAUAAUGCUCCUUCAUUCCAGCUCCUCUCUUCAUUCCGAUCUCCGAAGUUGUGAGAUGGGACCCCGAUUCUGGCUUGUCUUCCUAGUCCUGGCCCUGGCCCUGGUGUCAGGGUCAUGCUCCUCUGUGUUCGACGAUGUUCAGGUCGUCUCCCGGUCCGGUACGGUUGGAGACCUCAUCGGGGAGGACAACGAACUGAUGUUGGACUCAGAGAUUAACCGGCGCCAGCUCGCCCAGAAGCGGUACAUCAGCUACGGUGCCCUGAAGAAGAACUCUAUCCCGUGCAACCGGCGGGGCCAGUCUUAUUACAACUGCACCAAACAGAAAAAGGCUAACCCUUACAGGCGCGGUUGCAGUGCCAUUACUCAUUGCAAGAGGAUGACUGACUAAUGAAACCGAUGCCGGGAUAAUAUGGAUCGGUCAAAUCCAAUACUUUUGCUUUGUUGACACCUCCGUAUGUAUGCAUUAAUUCGUUUUCCCUUUUCAGUACGUACAUUGUGUUUUCCUUGGCUCGACAUGUUCUUGUUCCUCAUUGUUUCAAUUAAUUGAUCUUUAUUAAUUAUGUUUGUGCCAUA